GCUUUGCAGGCAGCAAAAAGGCUGCAGGAAAGCCUUGCAGGGAAGAGAUCCAGAUGUGGCCCUGGAAAAAAAUUAUUCCUUGGACAAAGAGAGCUGAAUGGCCUGUUGUAGUCAUUCCUGCAGCUAUAGGAACAGUCCAAUGAAUGAAAAGGUCUUUGGAGAUCCACAAGAUUCCUCAGACCCAUCUGGAGUUGCAUUAUAGGACAGAGAAAGAAUGGAGACACAACUUUUAGCAAGUGAGGGGACUGGAGAAGGCCCUUCUGCUGUUCAGCCUGGGAGCUAUAGGGAGAUCUGGACAAGAACUGGGCAGGAGAUCCUGGAGAAGGAAACCAUCCAUUCAGAAGUUCAGCCCUGGAACUUCAGGAGCAUCCAAUACCAGGAUGCUGAAGAUCCCCGAGGACUUUGCAGCCAACUUCAUUACUUGUGUAGUCGAUGGUUGAGACCAGAAAAGCACACAAAAGCGCAGAUGCUGGACCUGGUUGUUCUGGAGCAGUUCCUGGCCCUUCUGCCCCUAAAGAUGAAGAGCUGGGUGUGGGAGUGUGGAGCAGAGACCACCUCCCAGGCAGUGGCCCUGGUGGAAGGCUUCCUCCUGAGCCAGGCGGAGGAGCAGAAGGAACAGGUCAAGUUGCAGUCCUUCUCUGUGGACACUGGAGAUCCUGAGGGAAGGAGGAAUCCAUCAGAUCCCCCUCAGAAGCUGUUCUUCAGGACAAUCUCUCAGGAAGAUCCAAGUCAGGACACCUCAGGAGGGAAAAAUAAAACAAAGUUGUCUGGUCUUUAUGGUGGAUCUGAAAGAGUGGUUGAACCUCAUCAAGAGGGUCUUGUGUCCUUCGAGGAGGUGGCUGUGUAUUUCUCUGAGGAGGAGUGGUCUCAGUUGAAUCCCCAGCAAAAAGCGCUGCAUUGGGAAGUCAUGCUGGAAAAUCGUAGGACCGUGGCCUCUCUGGGUGAUAAUAGGCAGGAGAAUAAAGAUUCCAGGGAACCAUUCCAAAUGAUCAGGCAUGGAGACAGAACGGAGAAGCCUGCAAUUCAAACGGAACUAGAAAGGCAUGACAGAAACCAGUCAAAUAAUUGGAAUAAGGAAAGCGCAUCUUCCAUUAAUGCUCAGAUUAAAGAUUUUGUUGCCCAACAAGGAAAAGUAAAGAAAAAGUAUAUUGGGAAAAGUAUAAAACUAUUCAAAGACAAAUUAGAUGUAAAUGAACCCUAUCCAACCCAAACCAAAGGAGAAGAUUAUAUAUGCAGAGACAAUGCAAAAAAUUAUAAUUGGACUUUCACUCUUUCUCAUGAAAAUGGGUCCCUUACAUCUCAUAAAAUGAUCCAUAGAGGAGAGAAGCCAUAUAAAUGUUUGGAAUGUGGAAAGAGCUUCAGAAGAAGCAGUCAAGUUACUUGCCAUAAAAGGAUCCACACAGGGGAGAAGCCGUAUAAAUGCAGAGAGUGUGGAAAGACUUUUAUUCAGAGCAGUCAUCUUACUUCCCAUAAAAGGAUCCACACCGGGGAGAAGCCGUAUAAAUGCAUGGAGUGUGGAAAAAGUUUCAGUGAGAGCCGUUCCCUUACAUCUCAUAAAUGGAUCCACACAGGGGAGAAGCCAUAUAAAUGCAUGGAGUGUGGAAAGGGCUUUACUAAGAGUAGUAGUCUUACUUCCCAUAAAAGGAUCCACACAGGAGAGAAGCCAUAUAAAUGCAUGGAGUGUGGAAAGAGCUUCUGUGAAAGUGGGUCUCUUACUGUUCAUAAAAGGAUCCACACGGGGGAGAAACCAUAUAAAUGCAUGGAGUGUGGAAAGGGCUUCUGUCAAAAUGCAUCUCUUAUGAGUCAUAAAAGGAUCCACACAGGGGAGAAGCCAUAUAAAUGCAGAGAGUGUGGAAAGAGUUUUACUAAUAGCAGUCAUCUUAAUUCCCAUAAAAGGAUCCACACAGGGGAGAAGCCAUAUGUUUGUAUGGAAUGUGGAAAGGGCUUCAGUCGUAGUGGUUCCCUUACUUCCCAUAAAAGGAUCCACACAGAAGAGAAACUAUAUAAAGGUGUGGGGUGUGGAAAGAGCUUCCGGAGAAGAAAUGAUCUAAUUUGCUAUACACAGAUCCAUUUGGGUGAGAAUCCAUGUAAAUUCUAGAUUUAGUUGGUUAAAUCUAUGCAUUUCCUAUUUAUAUAUACUAAACUAGGAAAGAAAAGUUUUUUUAAGUUUGACCCUCACAACUGGCAACCGCAGAGGGGCAUGUGGAGUUUUAAUUAACUCUGCAUUUUUGAAAGUGCUAUCAUUUGAAGGUGGCCAGUGCUAUUGCACGUCAAUAAGAGAUUUUUUUCCCCCCUGAAAUUUAAGUUUAUUCUAGUUUCCAGUUGGGGAUCAAAACCCAAGAAAAUGCCAUUUUAGGCAUCUCAGAUUCUGGCCUAUGCAAUUUUAUGAAGAUGUUGUCUUUAUUGCAUUUUUACAAGUGAGCUUCCUGCUCCCCAAUUGUUUGUUCUUCCCGCUUGAUCAUGGUUCUGGGAGGGAUGUGAAGAGGUAGACAUUUAACAGAUGCUGCUUCCCCCCGCUGUAGAAGGAGCUGCAACUCCCUGGUGCAUCUCUUCAAGACAAAGCUUUAUUAGUCUUUCUGCUAUAGCAGAUGUGCAGAUAUUCACCUGAUUCACAGUUACUUCCCAUAGUUUAAACUUUCCUUCUUUUGCCUAGUCUUCUUACAAUUGUUUUCCCCUCCCUUUCUCAUUCCUUAAUACACUCACCGUUCAUCAGAGGACCCUACACUUCUCUGUCCUCCCAAAAAGUUGGAAAUGAUGCAGCAGAGAGAUUCUGAUGUCUGAAGCAAUAUUAUAAUCCAAAGGGACCUCAAGUUCCAUCAAAGUAUACAGAAUGAGCUGGAAUGUGAUAUUGAAUUGUCCCAUUGAAUAAUUGUGAUAUUGAAUUAAAAGUGACAAC
Messenger RNA from Python bivittatus (Burmese python), 2896 nucleotides. The record is from RefSeq and is a predicted model, not a curated record. NCBI's taxonomy places the organism in Eukaryota, Metazoa, Chordata, Lepidosauria, Squamata, Pythonidae.